This is a messenger RNA of Paramecium tetraurelia, 667 nucleotides long. RefSeq lists its product as uncharacterized. Lineage: Eukaryota; Ciliophora; Oligohymenophorea; Peniculida; Parameciidae. The record is from RefSeq and is a predicted model, not a curated record. The transcript is spliced from 3 exons.
AUGAGUGUGAAUAAAAAUCAACUAGUUAAAAAUGAUAUCGUAGCAAAUCGCUUAAAAGAGUAAGCGGAAGCUGUGAAUAAAUAUGCUGUAAAACAAAAAAAACAUGUUUAUGGGAUACCCUUCACAUUUUAUUUGGGAAAUUCAAAAACUGAUGACACGACAAAAUAUGGUCAUAAAACCAUUCAAGAUCUAAUCAAUUUUGUUAAUAAAAAAAAAGCAGAAUAACCAAAAGGCGAAUUACAAAAUUAACCCUAAUCAUCUCCUAACUUUUUUGCUUUCGAAAGUUCUGACAGUCAAAAUAUGCUUAGCCAUUCUAUUUUACUUAAAGACGUAAGGACUGUUUACAUGAAAGAUAUAUCCUCAGUCAAUAUGGCCUAUAUCCAUCUAUUUGGAAAAAAAAAUGUUUGCACAUAUUACAUCAAUAAGACUCAAAUCACAGUAGAGGAAUUAAUUUAAUAAUUUAAUUAAGACCCAGCUAACAAAGAUUGUAUGAUCGAUACAAGAACAGAUAAAUAUGGCAUUGGAAGUCGACUUGAACCAGGAAUGCAAAUAAAUGAUAACAUCAUGAAAUCCUUGGUAAGUAAUUAUGUCGAGGAUGGAGAAGGAUUGAUUAGAAUAUUGCCAUAUUGAUCAUAUAUUAUAUUUUAGUAUAUAUGACAGAAUGAGC